AAGAAUAUAUCGAUACUAUCGAUAUAAUCAUCGAUCUUUUGCUUUUGCUAAUGAUCGCGGUAAGUUGCCUGCGUGUGUGAAGCGAAGAUUUGUGUAUAUAAAACCGUUGCAUAAAUCAACAGCAACAACAUGUCAAGCAGCAGCAACGUUUCGUUGAAACCGCAGCAACAUGUGCGCAUUGAGAGCCAUGAUCAACAGGUGGAGGCCGAGUUGCCCACGCCGUCGUCAGCGCCGCUGUCCAUUGCCGAAUGUAAGGAACUAACCGGUUUGACGCAUGAGUGCGGCGUUUUUGGUGCCAUUGCCUGCGGCGACUGGCCAACCCAGAUUGACAUUGCUCACGUGAUCUGCUUGGGUCUGGUGGCAUUGCAGCAUCGUGGGCAGGAGUCGGCGGGCAUUGCGACCAGCGAGGGCAAGUGCUCCAAAAACUUCAAUGUGCACAAGGGCAUGGGCAUGAUCAGCACCCUUUUCAACGACGAUUCGAUGAAGAAGCUGCGAGGCAACUUGGGCAUUGGCCAUACACGCUACUCCACGGCUGGUGCAUCGGAGGUGGUCAACUGCCAGCCGUUUGUGGUUCACACGGCGCAUGGCGCCAUGGCGCUGGCCCACAACGGUGAGCUGGUCAACAAUGAAUCUCUGCGUCGCGAGGUGCUGGGCCGCGGCGUCGGCUUGUCCACACACAGCGACAGUGAGUUGAUAGCUCAAUCGCUUUGCUGCGCCCCGGAGGGCGUCUCCGAGCAUGACGGACCCAACUGGCCGGCUCGCAUCCGGCAUUUUAUGAUGCUGGCGCCAUUGUCAUACUCGCUGGUCAUCAUGCUGACGGACAAGAUCUAUGCUGUGCGCGACACGUAUGGCAAUCGGCCGCUUUGCAUUGGCAAAAUUGUGCCCAUAAACUCUGGCCAUGCGGGCAACAGCACCGAAACACCUGCCGACGGCUGGGUGGUGUCCAGUGAGAGCUGCGGCUUCCUGUCUAUUGGUGCGCGCUAUGAGCGCGAAGUGGAGCCGGGCGAGAUUGUCGAGCUGACACGCAAAGGCUAUCGCACCGUUGACAUUGUGGAGCGUCCGGACUUCAAGCGCAUGGCCUUCUGCAUCUUCGAAUAUGUGUACUUUGCCCGAGGCGACAGCAUCUUCGAGGGCCAGAUGGUGUAUUCGGUGCGCCUGGAGUGCGGUCGCCAGCUGUGGCGUGAGGCACCUGUCGAAGCAGAUAUUGUCAGCUCCGUGCCAGAGUCGGGCACUGCCGCAGCCCAUGGCUAUGCGCGCGAGUCCAAUCUGGAGUUCGCCGAGGUACUGUGCCGGAAUCGUUAUGUGGGUCGCACCUUCAUACAACCCUCGACACGACUGCGGCAGCUGGGCGUUGCCAAGAAGUUCGGCGCGCUGUCUGGGAAUGUGGCCGGCAAGCGGCUGGUGCUCAUAGACGAUUCCAUUGUGCGCGGCAACACAAUUGGACCGAUAAUUAAGCUGCUGCGCGACGCAGGCGCUCGGGAGGUGCACAUACGCAUUGCCAGCCCCCCGCUACAGUAUCCCUGCUACAUGGGCAUCAAUAUACCCACGCGCGAGGAGCUUAUCGCCAAUAGGCUGAACGCCAAGCAACUGGCCCGUCAUGUGGGCGCCGACAGUCUGGCCUAUCUGAGCGUUGCCGGUCUCGUGCAGACGGUGCAGCGCAAACAUGUGGCAUCUGGCAAGGCGACGGGUCAUUGCACCGCCUGCCUGACGGGCGAAUAUCCUGGCGGACUGCCGGACGAGCUAAGCUGGUGAACAAUUUGCUUGCGUAGCUCGGAAUAUAUAACUUUGCAGUAUAAAGCCCACGAGCGCUCAAAAUUACUGUCACAAAUAAUGUAGCUGCACUUUUGCAUUUAACGCCCCACCCAUGGAGCUUGUAUCCAAUUCCAUUUAAAUGAUUUUCAAGUAAUUCUUAAGCUCAAAUUAUACACUCUUUAUACAUAUUUAGAUUUAGUAGCUCUUCAGUGAAAAGCUCUCUUCCUCCUACAAUUGACAAAUUGACAAAUUUUGUACAAAAGAAAUAGCCAUCAAUAUUGCCAACGAAUGGCCAACUAUUAUAAAUUGUUGCAAUUUUUGUUGUUUAGCUUCGUAAAAUAUGAAUGCCAAUAAUAAAAGACAUUUAGCACAA
Molecule: messenger RNA, 2125 nt
Organism: Drosophila montana
Lineage: Eukaryota; Metazoa; Arthropoda; Insecta; Diptera; Drosophilidae
Gene: Prat
Product: Phosphoribosylamidotransferase
Exons: 2
Coding region: 130-1752 (540 amino acids)
Biological process (GO): purine nucleotide biosynthetic process; purine nucleobase biosynthetic process
Molecular function (GO): amidophosphoribosyltransferase activity
Source: RefSeq, a predicted model, not a curated record